Molecule: messenger RNA, 1438 nt
Organism: Cladophialophora immunda
Lineage: Eukaryota; Fungi; Ascomycota; Eurotiomycetes; Chaetothyriales; Herpotrichiellaceae
Exons: 1
Source: RefSeq, a predicted model, not a curated record
AUGAGAGAUGCCUUGUCAAACUACCUAGAAAAGGAACAACGAGCCCUCUCGAAAAUAUCGUCCUCGAAAAACCUGACCUCGAAAAACAAGAGUGCAUUCCUUCGAAAUUCCCGAUUUGAGAUCUUCCACGAGAAUAAGGAUGUCCCACUACUCCUUGAGCUGAUCACCGCGAUAAAUACGGAGACACCCUCGGAGACAUCGACUCUCCAUACGAUAAUAACGAGGCUCCAGUCAAAAAUCUCGAAUCUGAUUCCACGACUGAUUCGGUCUGUGCGUCUAGAGCUAAAGGAAGAGGAGGUUAGCCACUUCACCACAUUUACAAAGGACUUUAUCGAGCUUGAGCUCACAACACAGAGAGGAUACUUCGCACUCUUCGGGGAUCUCUUCGUUUUUCUCGUCCGUCUCCUAGAGUAUAAAGAGCGAGAAGAGCCGGAUGGGAAUUAUGACUACCUACAGAGUAUUCACCUCUCGACCACUCUCGUGGAUCAUCUUCAUGACCUUCAACGCGGAUUAUACGGCUUAUUACUCGAGAUAUUCGAGGAACAUAACGAGCAGAGCCUCCAAAAUCUCGAGGCACUCGUCGUCGAUAUCGUUAUGGACCUCUUACGCACUGAGGUUAAGUUUGAGACUACCCUAGAGUAUACUACCUUCCGAAACCCAGUGAUACUCUUUCUUGUCCUGCAGUCGAUAAAUCCGAGUGACCAGUCGUUUAAAUCGGAGUCGGUGAUUUCGAAGAUGACCUCAAAGAUCAUCUACGCCUCCCGCCUCUUCCUCCUUGGCUCGAUCUGGACGAAGGAGCUCCAGCAAAAUCAGAAUCCAGACUCGUUAUUUGAUGUGGCGGAGUAUUAUCGGACGAAUCUUCCGUGGGUGACGGUAUCUCAUGGCCAUAACUACUUUGAGGAGGUCGGACGGAUUCGAAGAUAUCUACUUAAGGCUCUGAAAGAACGAGUCUCGGAGAACAAGCCGAUUAUCGAUCUAGGGCUGGAUACCUACCUCGUCUACGAAAAAAAAUAUACAUUCCGCGGAAUUUGCGAGCUUCACCAGCGACUGGAGAAAGACCUGCUCGACCUUCUCUUUUCUCGACUGAUCCUUCUUCCGCAACGAGACCUCCCUCGCCUAAAUCUAGCCGAUCUCGAAGACAACUCGUCCAUCUCGACUGAAGGCUAUUAUUUGGCGGAUAACCCCUCGUUUAUUCCGACGAAGGAGUAUAUACGGCGUCAGCUUGUCGACCCGAACUCUCCGAUCUAUCGGUCGCUAUUUUCGAAGGGUGCGUCGAACGGGACGAGGCACUGGCGCCGCACAACAAUCGUCGAGUUCUUCCGGGCACGCCAGGCCUUUAUAAAGCUCUUCCUGUUGGCCGCGCACCUGGCGAGCGGAAGCCCUCUACGAGGAACGGAGUGGGAGUAUACGACCUAUCGAAAUAUUCGAGGUACCGAUA